AUGCAAUUUCAAAGUAAUGAAGAAGACGAUUUUCAAUAUCGGAUUUUUGGAGAAUCCUUCAACUUUCCAACCGAAAACAAAUCGACCGGCCGGCGUAAAAAACGCAGCGGGUAUGAUUCAGAGUCGAGCGAUUAUUCAGAGGAUGACACGUAUGAAGAUGUACCGCCUCCAACCAAAGGCUCUGGGCCGAGGAAGAAUAUCAAUAGAGGAAGGUGGACCAAAGAUGAGGACAAACGUUUGAAGGUCUACGUUAAGAUGUACAAUGAGAACUGGGAGAAGAUAGCGAGUCAAUUUCCUGAUAGAUCUGACGUUCAGUGUCAACAGAGAUGGACCAAAGUUGUUAAUCCUGAACUAGUCAAGGGUCCUUGGACGAAAGAGGAAGACGAAAAAGUUAUGGAAUUGGUGGCAAAAUAUGGACCCAAAAAAUGGACUCUAAUAGCGCGACAUCUCAAAGGCAGGAUAGGAAAACAAUGCAGAGAGCGUUGGCACAAUCACCUCAACCCUUCAAUAAAAAAAAGUGCUUGGACAGAACAUGAGGACAGAGUUAUAUAUCAAGCUCACAGACAGCUUGGAAACCAAUGGGCGAAAAUAGCUAAGCUGUUACCGGGAAGAACUGACAAUGCUAUAAAGAACCACUGGAACUCAACUAUGAGAAGAAAAUACGAGCCGGAGUUACUUGACAGCUUUGAACAUUUGAGAAAGAAGAAACGAAAGGAAGAAGAUAUACAACACAAUGAUACAUGGUCGGACACAUUGAACGAGUCGAGUCAGUCAUCAAGUGCGCCGGCUGUUCAUCUUCGACAGUUGUUAAGAGAGAGAGCACGAGGCUCGCUGGCACCGGCUGAUAGCGUCGAGAUAGUUGACUCACCGUUUAGAUUCGUUAAUUUAGAAUCACUGCCUCUGAAUUCGCCAGUGAAGAAUUAUUUGAGUCAAGCCUCCACAAGUGAUAAUAACAGUCAAAAUACAAUAACUUACUCAAUACAAUCUGAAGCUGAUAAAGAAAUAGUUGUACCAUCAAUAUACUCACCAAGAGACUCACCACCACCUAUAUUAAGAAGAGCCAAGCGGAAAACAGCUGACACUACUACACCUUCAAGACAACCGUGGUCAGAUCCUCUGUCUCGUGUAAUGGAGAGCGGUGCUCCUCUACAAGCAUUACCGUUCAGUCCAUCUCAAUUCCUAGUAGCGCCGCUUGGCAAACAGGACGCGACCCCGCUUAGGACUAAGGAAUUGGGUGUAAGUCCUCUGUUGCACACUCCGACACCGAACCUCACACCCGGAGGAACACAGUUUGAACAGAAACAUACUCCUAAAACACCAACCCCAUUCAAGUUAGCGAUGGCUGAAAUAGGCAAGAAAUCAGGUUUGAAAUAUGAACCAUCGAGUCCGGAGCUGUUAGUAGAAGACAUCACUGAGAUGAUACAACGAGAGAACUCUGACAGUCUACAUGAGUGUUUACUAUCACACGACCAAGAGGCACAGAUGAGUUCAGACUCCGGUAUAUCGAGCGUGCAGCGCGGUAAAGAGAACGUGCCCGGUGUACGUCGGUCACGUAAAGCGCUCGCACAUACAUGGGGAGCCGCCACUAGCACGCCGCGGGCGAGACUCAAUGUGCCCGAUGUGUGCUUCGGAGUUGAGACGCCGAGUAAGACGCUGGCCGGCGACAGUUCCGUUCUGUUCUCUCCGCCGUCGAUAGUGAAGCAUUCCCUUCUAGAAGAAUCUACAAGCAUCAUAUCAGAGAACACGCCAGAAGCCUACGAAGAAAUUAAGGUACAACACAGGUGUCAUGAUCCUAACCCUAACUCCUACUACGAACCUGUGUUUAGGAAUAUAACUAACGAAUCACCUAGAACAUUCGCUAGGUUAAACGCGGACAGACUAAAAACUAUAACAAACGCAAACCUAUGUGACAGCUCGUUGGCGCCAAAAGAUGUUCUGACGAACGCGUUAGUCGAUCACAUAUACAAAGUGACCAAUCAGAAGCCGUCUACGUCACGAAUAGACGAAAUAUUGACCAAUCAGAAACCGUCUACGUCACAUACAGACGACAUGUCUAACAAUAAAAUUAAUAAAGCAAAUGACACAGAGAAAGAAAACCAAUGGUGGCAGGUUGAAAAAGAUUCCGGUAUAGAUGAUCUGUACAACGACUAUUAUAUUUUUACUAAUAAUAUGUAA
Molecule: messenger RNA, 2175 nt
Organism: Danaus chrysippus (African queen)
Lineage: Eukaryota; Metazoa; Arthropoda; Insecta; Lepidoptera; Nymphalidae
Source: the annotation of a GenBank genome assembly